UUUUUUUUCCAGGAAAUGUUCCUCACUGCUGCUUCACAUCUGUGUGCUGCUGCUCAGCAUAGCGUAGCACAGACCUGAGAACAGAACAACUUCACACCCCGUAAACAAGCCGAAGCCCUGCGGCGCUGACGAGUUUGUUGUAAACAAAGAGGGCGUGGCUGACAGCGGGAAGCCUUUCAGUUUCCCCGUUUAAUUGCAGGGAAUUAAAACGACCAGACGGUGUCUUACGUUAGCAUCUCCUGCUUGGUGAAAUGUCCAGGUCAGACUACCCUCCUGGGUAUGACGACUCCCGGGGCCCGCUGUAUGCACCUCAGGGAGGGAAUUAUCCACCACCACCUGCGUAUGGCUUCCCUGGUUACGGUGUUCCCCAGCCAAACCAGCCCUCUUCUCCUUACCCCCCUGGUCCAAAUGCCCCCCCGUACCCAGGCCAGCCAGGGGGCUAUCCUCCGGGCUUGUACCCUGGCCAACCAGUGGGCUAUCCUCCUGGCUCGUACCCAGGACAGCCUCACCCUGCUGGUCCUCCAGGAGCUGGCUACCCCAACCCCCCACCCAUGCCUCCUAUUGUCCCACCUACAAUACCAUCAGAUGUCCUGAGCUCUGAUGAUGAGUUUGCGGCGAGGGGCAGUGGUUGGGACAGUGUGAGCAUUCGCCAUGCCUUCAUCAGAAAGGUGUAUUUGAUUCUGGCGUCUCAGCUCCUCGUCACCACAGCCAUUGUGGCCGUCUUCACGUUUGUCCAACCUGUCAGAUUAUUUGUAAGAAAAAACUCGGCUCUCUACUGGGCAUCAUAUGCUGUGUAUAUCGUCACCCACCUUGUGCUGGUCUGCUGUAAGGGCCCGCGGAGGAGGUUCCCCUGGAACGUCAUUCUGCUGUUCAUCUUUACCCUGGCUUUGUCCUACAUGACUGGAUCCAUUUCCAGUUACUACGACACAAAAGCAGUGUUUCUCGCUAUGGGGAUCACCGCAGUUGUCUGCAUCACUGUCACAGUUUUCUGCUUCCAGACAAAGGUGGACUUCACCAAGUGCCGCGGCCUGUUCUGCGUUCUUGGGAUAGUAGUUUUUGUGACUGGCAUCAUUACCACCAUUGUGCUGUCCUUCAACUAUAUUCCGUGGCUACACAUGCUUUAUGCAGCUUUUGGAGCCAUAGCUUUCACUAUGUUCUUGGCGUACCACACACAGCUUCUGAUAGGAAACAGGAAGUACUCGAUCGGUCCAGAGGAGUAUGUGUUCGCAGCGCUCUCCAUCUAUGUUGACAUCAUCCAGAUCUUCCUUUUCCUGCUGCAAAUUAUUGGCGCUUCGACCAAAUAAGGGCGAACUAUCAACUUUUGGUUGGUUUUAUGGGGUGCAAACCAUAAUGUGCUUAAAACUUGCUUUAUUUUCUGUCAGAAUCAGAGUAUUUAUAAACUCAAGAUGCACUCCAAAGAAGGGCUGAAUUUGAGAUGAGUGUAGGUUAAUCCUAUGCAUAAAAAAGCACUUUUUCUUUUGUCUAUACCUGCAUUUAUCAACUUACAUGUGGUUAAAAAAAAUAUCAAUACUACAGUAUAAACAGCGCAAAUAUCUAUGGACACUGGAGCUGAGACACAUAUUCACUCUUGCCGGACUUGAGGCAGACAGUGUCCAAACAUUUUUGUCUGCAUGAAGAUGUAUUGCUAUACGUGAACUCGGCCUUUCAAUAUCGAGUUAACCAUAUGGGAAGCCAUUUUUAUUCUAAUGUUCAGACUCUAAUAUUCCCACACAAAGAGCCACCUCUCUAGUUGGCUUUGAAGUGCACAGGGGGUUGGCAGUACAUGUGUCAUGAUUUAUGAAUGAAUGACUCAUUUAUAGGCUACUACGCUCAAUUUUUCAAACAUUAGGCAUUUCUUGUUAAUAUUUGAAGCACUUAAAGGAAUAGUUCCUCAUUUUGGAAAAUAUGGUUCUUUGCUUGCUUGUUGAGAGUUAAAUGAAAGGAUCAGUACCACUCUCAUGUCUUUCAGAUAAAUGUAAAACCACAGCUUGGAUUGAUUAGAAGAUUAGAAACAGGAAAAAGCUAGGCUGGCUGUGAGAGAAGGUGAAUCAUCUACCUCCGGGCACCUCUAAAAUUCACAGUUUAACAUAUUACAUGGUGUUUGUUUACCCAUAAAAAAAUGGUUUCCAGCAUCAGGUUGUGACAGACUGUUUCCUCUUUUUUUUCCAGCUUUAAUGCUAAGCUAAAUUGCCUGUUUGCUGUAAUUUCACAUGUAAUGUACAGACACGUCACCUUAUCUAACUCUCAGCAAGAAAGUGAAUCAGCCCCUCAAAAUAUUCCUGCCAUUAUUAUGCAUGUUAAAAGACAAAACGGGUUAAUGGUGCAUAACAAAAGCUUGUUAAUUGAGCUCUUUAGUAUUUAUGUGCCUAAAAUUACAUGUGAAAGUUACAUGAUGUGUGAUUAUCAUUUGGUAUUGAUUGAUUGUAAAGAUAAUAGUGCAGAUACUCAAAACAUACACUUAGUAGUGUCAACAGUACUGGCUGUUUGGGUGGUGAUCACUCACCCCUGAACUCAAGCUCGGUACACCUAAAGACAGCCUCAGAUCUGCUGUCACGGGUUUGUACUAUCAAGUGCCUUCACAAUGACAAUGUUUCUAAGAGUAGAUUUAUUCUAACUUUCAGAAGUACAUGUACAGUACUCCAUAAGCUUUUAUAGUAUUGGUACAUAUGUGCCUGUUUAUAUAUAUACUUGUGUUACAGUCAGAUGUGGGUCAGACAGCUGGGUGGGUUUGUCCAUACAGGACAACACAAUCAGGGUGCUGUAAAAUUGUUCAAACAUUCCUGAAAAUCGGUGUGUUCUAGCUAAUGUGGGACUUUGUUGAGAUGAUCAACCCCACCCACACAUCCUCCACACGUGUUCAUGUUCAAUGUUAAUGAGACACCCUGCCAAAGUUAGACUCAGCCCUCGACUCUAAACAACUGAGGCAAACAUUUUGAAUAUCUAGUAUAGAGUCUGUAUUUGUCAGGGUUUGUAAAUACACAUAUCAAUGAUGAGGAAAGUCUGUCUGUCUUUUCAUAUCAAAUAAAGACUUGUAUUUGUGA
Scatophagus argus is the source of this 3041-nucleotide messenger RNA. Its product is annotated as protein lifeguard 3-like. Bases 252 to 1304 code for a protein of 350 amino acids. Gene Ontology annotation, cellular component: Golgi apparatus; endoplasmic reticulum; membrane. The transcript has 12 exons. NCBI's taxonomy places the organism in Eukaryota, Metazoa, Chordata, Actinopteri, Scatophagidae. The record is from RefSeq and is a predicted model, not a curated record. Gene Ontology annotation, biological process: negative regulation of apoptotic signaling pathway.